This is a messenger RNA of Morchella importuna, 756 nucleotides long. RefSeq lists its product as uncharacterized. Gene Ontology annotation, cellular component: endoplasmic reticulum. Gene Ontology annotation, biological process: peptidyl-proline hydroxylation to 4-hydroxy-L-proline. The transcript has a single exon. The record is from RefSeq and is a predicted model, not a curated record. Lineage: Eukaryota; Fungi; Ascomycota; Pezizomycetes; Pezizales; Morchellaceae. Gene Ontology annotation, molecular function: L-ascorbic acid binding; procollagen-proline 4-dioxygenase activity; iron ion binding. The coding region runs from base 1 to 756 and encodes 251 amino acids.
AUGUCCUCCCCAACCCCAACCUCAACCCCAACCCCCAAAGCAACCCUCCUCGACUUCACCACAACCCCCCUCUCCAAACACUACGGCCACCCCAACCACUACGCCCUCAUCAUCGACGACCUCCUCACACCCACCGAAUGCGCAGCCCUCACCACCCUCGCCGAGUCGCACCCCACCGUCUGGCAGCCCGCCGCCAUCAAAAAGGGCGCCGAGCGCCAAGAGGUGGAGACCGACGUGCGCGACUGCUCGCGCAUCCUCCUCGACGACGCCUCCACGGCCGAGAUGCUCUACCAGCGCAUCCACCCCUUCCUCGCGCCCAUGUGGGAGCUCGGAGGCGGCGUUGUGGCGGGGACGUUGCGGCGCGGGCGGCGGUGGCGCAUGAAGGGCGUGAAUGAGCGGCUGCGAUUCCUGCGGUACGGCGAGGGCCAGUUCUUUCAGGCGCACUGCGACGCGGCGUAUGUGCGUGCGGGGGGGAAGGAGAAGUCGUUCCUGACGGUGCAUGUGUAUCUGAACAGCGAGGGGGAGGGCGGGGAGUGUAGGGGUGGGGCGACGAGGUUCUGGGGGAUGAAUAUGAAGGAGUUUGUGGAUGUGGAGGCGAGGGUGGGGAGGGUGUUGGUGUUUCAGCAGAGGGGGUUGCUGCAUGCGGGGGAGGUUGUGGAGGGGGGUGUGAAGAGGACGCUGAGGUCGGAUGUUAUGUAUGAGGCGUUUGAUGUUGAGGAGGGUAGUGGGGAGGUGGUGAAGGAGGAGUUGAAGUAA